Molecule: messenger RNA, 2452 nt
Organism: Coregonus clupeaformis (lake whitefish)
Lineage: Eukaryota; Metazoa; Chordata; Actinopteri; Salmoniformes; Salmonidae
Product: sodium- and chloride-dependent transporter XTRP3
Exons: 11
Coding region: 216-2018 (600 amino acids)
Biological process (GO): sodium ion transmembrane transport
Cellular component (GO): plasma membrane
Molecular function (GO): L-proline transmembrane transporter activity
Source: RefSeq, a predicted model, not a curated record
UGUCUGACUCGAACAGCCUCCUGUUGAAACACUUUCCCUGUUUCCCAUAGGACGCUGUCAUUGGUUUUGUUCUAUUAUCCAGACAGGAGUGCCAUCCCUACUCCCGGUACAUCAGACUAAGGCUUGCUGACUGUCAAGGUUGUCCACUCGCACUGCACUGCCACCGACUCGACCGGACCUGCAAAUUGGCUUGAUUGUGUGCUCAGGACUCAACGAUGGGGAAGGACGACGCAAGAGCAGAGUGGGACAAUCCCAUGCAAUUUGUCCUGGCGUGUAUAUCAUACGCGGUUGGACUGGGAAAUGUGUGGCGUUUUCCAUACUUGUGUCAAAUGCAUGGCGGGGGUGGGUUCCUGAUCCCAUACAUGCUCAUGCUGGUCCUGUUGGGUGUACCCUUGUUCUACAUGGAGUUAGCCAUUGGCCAGAAGAUGCGUCUGGGCAGCAUUGGAGCAUGGAGAGCUAUUAGCCCCUAUCUGGGGGGAGUGGGUCUGGCCAGUGUUGUGACCUCCAUGUACCUAUGCCUAUAUUACAAUGUCAUCAAUGCAUGGAGUUUCUGGUACCUCUUCCAUUCAUUCCAGUCGGUCCUGCCAUGGGCAGAGUGCCCGAUUAACAGCAACCUGACCGGCCCUGUGGAGGAAUGUGAGCGGGCCACGCCCACCCAGUACUUCUUCUACAGAGAGACCCUGGACAUUUCCGGGUCCAUCGAGGAGAACGGAGGGAUCCACAUGGGACAGGCGCUCUGCCUCCUGCUGGCCUGGAUGAUUGUCUACCUGUUCAUCGUCAAGGGGGUCAAGUCCACCGGGAAGGUGGUGUACUUCACAGCCACCUUCCCCUACCUGGUCCUCAUCAUCUACCUCAUCCGUGGGGUCACCCUUCACGGAGCCAUCAACGGUGUCAAGUACAUGUUCACGCCUAAGAUGGAACAGCUGGCCAACCCCACUACGUGGAUCAACGCGGCCACUCAGAUCUUCUUCUCUCUGGGCCUGGGCUUUGGAUCCCUCAUCGCCUUUGCCAGCUACAACCAGUACAACAACAACUUUGAGAAGCAGGCCAUCGUCGUGUCCAUGGUCAACAGUGGCACCUCCAUCUUCGCCAGUAUCGUCACUUUCUCCAUCUAUGGCUUCAAGGCCACCUUCAACUACGAGAGCUGCCUGGAGAGGGUGCGACUGCUGCUCCUGAACACCUUUGAUCUAGCAGAGGACACCAUCAGUCUGGAGAAUGUCAACCACUGGAUCGCUGAGCUGAACAGGACAUACCCAGAACAGUUUGCCAGUCUGGGAGGUAGGCUGGAGACCUGUGACCUAGAGGCUGAACUAGACACGGCUGUCGAGGGUACAGGCCUGGCCUUCAUAGUGUACAGUGAGGCCAUUAAGAACAUGCCCGUGUCUCAGCUGUGGUCUGUGCUCUACUUCAUCAUGCUCCUGCUGCUGGGCAUGGGCAGUAUGCUGGGCAACGUCAUCGCCGUCAUCACCCCCCUCAGUGACUUGAAGUUAAUCAACCGCUACAUGAGCACCAAAACACUCAAUGGUCUGGUGUGUCUGUUCUGCCUGCUGCUUGGCCUGGGCUUCACCACCCGAUCUGGGAACUACUGGUUCACCAUGUUCAAUGACUAUGGAGCCACCUUCUCUCUGCUCUUCAUCGUCCUCAUCGAAGUUAUCACCGUCUGCUACAUAUAUGGCAUCAAAAGGUUUGAGAAGGAUGUAGAAGACAUGUUAGGUCAUCGUCUUAACUGGUACUGGAAGAUCAUGUUGGCAGGAGUCAGUCCCAUCCUUCUCAUCGCACUAUUCAUCUUCUACAUCAUCAACUACAUCCAGGGAGGAACGCCCACAUACCAGGCCUGGAACAAAGAACUGGGGAAGUCUGUGGUGACGGAGUAUCCUCCCUACGCCCAAGCCUUCAUCGGCCUCCUCCUAGCCUCCUCUGUCUGCUGUAUCCCUCUGACGGCCCUCUACGCCUACUGUAAGAAGAGGAACCUGGCCAGUGGGAAGAGAGAGCGCACUGUCAGCACUGUGUCAGCGUAAAGACCGACGUAUUGGUUGACAGACGGAGUGACACAAGGUAGAGUUACAUUAGGGCUCUGAGACUGACUGGACCCACUAGUUUUAGGAUCGACUGAUCGACAGCCUACCGUCCGUAUCAUGGUUGUCUUAACAGAACAGGACCUCAAGCCAAAGGCCCUCUUUCUCUCACCGGGGCAGGCUGGCUCGCCCGCUGUGCUGCUGGUGGACAGACUGGCAGACCUGUACCUAGCAUUAGGCCUAGUCGUCCUUUGGCAUCUAACACUUACUGGGAGAUAAUAGUGAACUUUUGUAUUUUGAUAUUUUGAUAUUUUAUCUUGUCAAUGGUUUAUUGCAUUGUUUGAAGGCCCAGUGCAUUCAAAACCGUGAUUUUCCUGUGUUUUAUACAUAUUUCCAGGCUAUGAGGUUGGAAUAAUACUGUGGAAUUGGUGUAAGAG